ACUCCUCAGUUGUCAAAAAAUACUCCUAAAAUUGCAUACACAAGUACUGCACGUGCCAAUAUCAGCAUACUUGUGUGUGUGUUUAGGAUUAUGUCUUCCAGAGGUGUAAAGUGAGGAAGACGUGAGGUGAGGCAGGAUUAGACUCAACUCGCUCCACUCCAGCUCAGAUUAAAUCUCGGCUGAUAUUGACGACCUUUUGCUGUUUAAGCUGUUUCAAAAGCCCAUGAUUCAUUUUCUCGCUCGAAAGCCUCUCUUUACACACUCUCUCUCGCACACACACACACGCAAGGUGGAGGUGUGCUUUUACCUCAAAUAAUCACGCCAGGUGCCUGUUUUUUCAUUGUCCCACUGAGAAAAUCCUGAUUGCUGAUGGGUUUUGGAUUGUGUGUGUGUGUGUGUGUGUGAUUGUUUGUAGGUUAGUGAAAGACUGCUGGGGCUGUAGAUAAGAGGAUUAUUGUGGAAUUAGUGUCAUUCCUCUAUCGCCGUGAGGAAUAGAUUCAUAUCGAUUUUAAUCAGAGAUAGAAAGAUCCACAAAACCGCAGAUAAAACAGACAGAGACAGACUGUGAGAGAGAGAGAGAGAGAAGUGAAUGAAGCUGGACGGAGGGCAGAGGAGACAACAGGAGAUCCUGGAGAUCAGCCGGGAUGUUCAGCCGGAGACCAAGGAGCCGUACAAACAUCUGCUGCAGAGAUAUAUGCAGAAACAUAUAUCUAUGCAUUUAAGAGAAAAUUUCAAGAGAUCACCCAUGUAUUUGGAAGUCUUGUUCUUGAGCACUCUGGUUGAGGAAACUUCCAACCGCUGUGGGAUGUUUGACCAAAACCACCAGCAUUAGUUCCCAGGGCAGCCAGGACGGAGGUGGAGCUGGUGAGUCGCUGUGGGUCGGGAUGCUGGCGUUGUGUCAGUGGUGGCGGGGCAACCUGUGAAACAUGAAGCUGGAAGUGCUGACUUGCCUGGCUCUGGCUGUGGCCAGCCUAGUUGCCAUGGUGACCGGCGGUCGCAACUCUGGACGCAGGAAGAACAAGGAGGUCUUCCUUGGGGAAAACAGCAAGUUCAAGUUUGGAGGGCGCAUUGACUACAAACUGAAGAGGCAGGACAGCACCAAAACAUUGCUAAUAAAAAGUGAACAGCUGCUGAGGAUUGAAGAGCACGACUUUGCUAUGAGACCAGGCUUUGGAGGAGCAGCCAUCCCUGUAGGCAUUGAUGUACAGGUGGAGAGCAUUGACAGCAUCUCUGAGGUCAACAUGGACUUCACCAUGACUUUGUACCUGCGUCACUACUGGAAAGACGAGCGACUAGCGUUUCCAUCACGAAACAAUCAGAGCAGGACGUUUGACUCGAGGCUUGUGAAGAAAAUUUGGGUCCCUGAUGUCUUCUUUGUCCACUCCAAGCGCUCUUUCAUCCACGACACCACCAUGGAGAACAUCAUGCUGCGGGUUUACCCUGAUGGAAACAUUCUGUACAGCGUCAGGGUCACUGUGACGGCUCUCUGCUCAAUGGACUUCAGUAGCUUCCCUCUGGACACACAGAACUGCUCGCUGGAGCUGGAGAGCUAUGCAUAUAAUGAGAACGACCUAAUGCUUUACUGGAAGAAUGGGAAUGACUCUCUGAGGACCGAUGAGAUUGUCUUGUCUCAGUUUUUCAUUGAACAUUUCCAAGCCUCCAGUGGCCUGGCUUUCUACAGCAGCACCGGCUGGUACAACCGUCUGUUCAUUAACUUCAUUCUGCGGAGGCACAUCUUCUUCUUCAUGCUGCAGACAUACUUUCCCACCAUGCUGAUGGUGGUUCUGUCAUGGGUUUCCUUCUGGAUCGACAGGAGGGCCGUUCCAGCACGUGUCUCUUUGGGUAUAACCACAGUGCUCACCAUGUCCACCAUCAUCACAGGGGUGUCCUCCUCCAUGCCUCAGGUAUCAUAUGUGAAAGCGGUGGACAUCUACCUGUGGACCAGCUUCCUGUUUGUCUUUCUGACUGUGAUUGAAUAUGCAGCUGUGAACUACUGUACUACUCUGGAGGAGAUGAGGAAGAUGAAGAGGGGGAAGAUUCCAUCCACCUUCAAUGCCAGCCAGGCAAUGGCCUUUGAUGGCUGUUUCCAUGACAAUGACAUUGAGCUGACUCCGUUCACCCGCAUGGCACCCACCAUGACCUCCGACCCCCUUACCACACCAACUCAAACCCCAGACAUCCGGCCUGCAGAGGGGACUCGCCUGCGCCGGCAGCGGUCUGUGCGUGAAAAUGUGGACCUGUUAGUCAGCAACAGCUACCUGAUAGACUCAUACUCGCGACUCGCCUUCCCUCUGUCCUACCUGCUCUUUAACACCAUCUACUGGGGUCUGUACUCCUGAUCCAGCACUGCAAACUCUACUUGAACUCUGGUGCAAUUGAACAGAGUCCAAGUGUUGAGUCAGAAAACAUGCCGGAGGACCACCUCAUGCCCUUUUCAUCACCAAUCAAGUGAUAAAAGCACUGGAGUUGCUCAGAGUAGAAAUAAUUAAUUAUGCACAAUUUCACCCUGACAUUUGUCUCAUAUGAAUGUGCUGAAUCCUAAGUCAUUAUAGAUGGGAUGGGACUGAUGAAACUCUUCUUCCUGUGCUUCAUAAGAAUCUUAUACUCUUAUUAAGAAAAUACUAAAUUAGGAUCAUGCUUCUGUGAAAACUUUCUUUGAAUAAACAUCUUUCCCCCUUUUGAUGAGUGAGUGACGUAACCAACUACUGUACAUUUAAUUUAAUUUCUUUUUAAUUUCUUUUUUCAU
Molecule: messenger RNA, 2746 nt
Organism: Scatophagus argus
Lineage: Eukaryota; Metazoa; Chordata; Actinopteri; Scatophagidae
Product: gamma-aminobutyric acid receptor subunit rho-3
Exons: 10
Coding region: 927-2339 (470 amino acids)
Biological process (GO): nervous system process; signal transduction; chemical synaptic transmission
Cellular component (GO): neuron projection; synapse; membrane
Molecular function (GO): GABA-A receptor activity; extracellular ligand-gated monoatomic ion channel activity; neurotransmitter receptor activity
Source: RefSeq, a predicted model, not a curated record